UGUGUUGCCUCGGUUGUUGCGGAAGUGGCGCGCGAGCUUUGUGCGGAGAGGCUGUAACCUGCCAGGCAUUUUCCACUCAGGAUUAAAAAAAAAAGCAGGUGCGAGCUUAUUGGAUCAGAAACACAAAGACGGGGAAUCAUUCUGAAACAUGAUCCCGUGAGAUCGCGUGUUGAAGGACAGCUCCACUGGAGGUUUGUGUAGCGAUGGGAACACUCCAGUCCUCCGCGGGCCACCCACUCUAUACUGAGCUGUCAGAAAAAACAGGCUUUUCAGCUGAGCAGAUUGCAGUCCUACAUAAAAGAUUCAAACAGCUGAGUCACAAUGAAGACAUCUUACGGAGGCAACACUUUGAUGAAAUCCCAGAUCUUUCCUGCAAUCCCAUCCGGUCUCAGAUCACAGAGGCUUUCUUCGAUAAACGAAACUUUUCCAGGAGCAAUGAGGGAAAAGUCAACGAGAUCGGCUUUGAAGAGUUCCUGUUGGUCAUGUCUCAUUUCAGGCCUCCAUCGCAGAGCAUGACGCAGGAGCAGCGUGAGAAUGUCAGGAGGGAGAAACUCAGAUUUUUGUUCAACAUGCACGACACAGACAAUGAUGGAACAAUAACCCUGGAGGAAUACAGACAUGUGGUGGAAGAGCUGUUGUCUCGCAGCGGCGCUCUGGAGAAGGAAACGGCUAAAAGCAUCGCUGAUGCGGCCAUGUUGGAAGUGGCCAGUAUUUCAGUUGGUCACAUGGAGCCUGAUGAAUUUUAUGAAGGUAUCACUUUUGAGCACUUUCUCAAGCUGCUGGAUGGCUUUGAGAUCGAAUCAAAAAUGAGCAUUCGCUUUUUGAACGUGGAUGCAACAACCCUGUGUAAGUGAGGUUGUCUCCUUGAGAACCAUAACUUCUGUCGUUUGCACGGACAAAUGCUAUGCAAAUUCAGACAAUAUGUGCAAUCUGAAUGUACUGAAAGUAGUUUACUUUUAUUGCAAGUAAUAAUGUUUUACAGCUGUAGGAGUGGUUGGAUGAAGCAAUAAUGUUAUAAACAGCUAUGCAUGCAAAUAUGUAAGAAUAUUUCAAGAUGAUAUUUUCGUAAAUCAUUUAGAACAGAAGUAUAAAAGUUUGCCUCCUUGAUCAUUUCUGAACUUUGUGCAUGCUCUGUCCUCUGCACAACCUCCCCCCGAGAAACAGAUCUUACGUCAGCUCAUGUGCAUUUCUGAUAAAAUAAAAAGAAAUAUGAGCACCACA
Molecule: messenger RNA, 1221 nt
Organism: Nothobranchius furzeri (turquoise killifish)
Lineage: Eukaryota; Metazoa; Chordata; Actinopteri; Cyprinodontiformes; Nothobranchiidae
Gene: tescb
Product: tescalcin b
Biological process (GO): regulation of cell adhesion mediated by integrin; positive regulation of granulocyte differentiation; protein localization to plasma membrane
Cellular component (GO): nucleus; cytoplasm; plasma membrane
Molecular function (GO): calcium ion binding; phosphatase inhibitor activity
Source: RefSeq, a predicted model, not a curated record